Molecule: messenger RNA, 1053 nt
Organism: Petromyzon marinus (sea lamprey)
Lineage: Eukaryota; Metazoa; Chordata; Hyperoartia; Petromyzontiformes; Petromyzontidae
Gene: ACP1
Product: acid phosphatase 1
Biological process (GO): protein dephosphorylation
Cellular component (GO): cytoplasm
Molecular function (GO): acid phosphatase activity; non-membrane spanning protein tyrosine phosphatase activity
Source: RefSeq, a predicted model, not a curated record
GGGGGGAAGCGCGUCAUUUCUGCUGCGUUUUCAACGUAAGCAAGACGCGCUGAGGAAUCGAUUCGUGCCGUGCUUGUAUCGCUCUCUUCGAUUCUGGAUCGCCCGUGGAUGCUGCCCCGUCAUGGCUUCUUCGUCCGCGCUCUUCGUCUGCCUCGGUAACAUCUGUCGCUCACCUAUUGCGGAAGCCGUGUUCCGCAAGAUGGUAACAGAGCAAGGGAUUGCCGACCAGUGGAGGAUAGACAGUGCCGCAACAAGUGACUGGAACAUUGGAAGCUCCCCUGACUCUCGAGCCCUUGCCUGCUUGAGUAAGCACGAUGUAAAUGUCAACCACCACGCCCGACAGAUAACCAAGGAUGACUUCAAAACAUUUGAUUACAUAUUUUGUAUGGACGAAAGCAAUCUCAGAGAUCUGCAGCGAGCUGCUAAGAACGUGAGCAACUGCAAGGCCAGCAUAGAUUUGUUGGGGAAGUUUGACCCUCAGAAGCAACUCAUCAUCAAGGACCCCUACUAUGGUGGAGAUGAAGGGUUUGAGGAAGUGUACCAGCAAUGUUUACGCUGCUGCAAGGCCUUUCUCAGCUCCGUGGCUUAGAGUUGCACCAGCAGCAACACCACACGCACACACACGCACACACACACAUUUCCUUGCUCUACGUAAUUUAACGGAAACAACAAAUAUGUAAAUCUGUGCUUUCAAAUGAUUUGAUUUACAUAUUUAAUUAUGUUGCAAAGUUUUACCGAGUCCAUGGAUAUGCAUUGUUUUCUGGUGAAACUUUUUUGGUUAAAUUGGUUAAGCUGUGUCCAUAAUAGAAAGUUAAGUGAGCUUGGGCAGUCCACAUCACGAGAAGGGACGAUGGCCAAACCUCCAGAACAAUGGAAGCCAAUGUAAGAGAACACACCCGAUUUUAUUACAUGUAACAUUUGCAUUUAAAACAAUCCAUAACUACAUGUGCAAGCUUCUCAGUGUGGGGCAGAAUAGGGAUGCUAUUUUAGUUUUUUUUAACAGCAUAUACCUUGCGGAUAACCCAAUGUAAACACCUUCAUAUGCUCCCCUGC